Molecule: messenger RNA, 1839 nt
Organism: Linderina pennispora
Lineage: Eukaryota; Fungi; Kickxellomycota; Kickxellomycetes; Kickxellales; Kickxellaceae
Product: MFS general substrate transporter
Exons: 1
Coding region: 38-1780 (580 amino acids)
Biological process (GO): transmembrane transport
Molecular function (GO): transmembrane transporter activity
Source: RefSeq, a predicted model, not a curated record
CUCACCUUCACUCUACAAGUUUAUUCUAGGAGCUAUAAUGUCUAUAAUCAAGACCGAGACCGACACUGCUCUCGACGAGACCCUCACUGUGCAGAAUUCGGGUGCCAUGCCAGCCGUGGCAGAUAUCAAUGAGCAGCCUAUUUCCGAGAAAGCGCUUGAGGCUGGCGCAGGGGCAGAAGCACCCUCCAAUGGAGUAACUAGCAACGGCCCUGGAGCUGGUGAUGAGGCGGAAAAUGCCGAUUUGGCGUCGUAUACGCUUUCCAAGAGACAACAAAUUGGCUCUCUUGUAAGCAUGUGUAUGCUUACAUUCAUUGCUUCAUUGGAUGCAACUAUCAUGGCCAGCAUUUACGUGCCGAUUGCGAGUGAUUUCGGUGCGCUGGGCCAGGCUGUCUGGAUUCUCACCACGUACAUGCUAUCGUCGACGAUUGUACAGGCGAUUAUCGGCAAAAUCAGCGACAUUCUUGGCCGCGUUGAGACCACUCAAGCUAGCAUCAUAAUGUUUAUACUUGGCUCCAUUCUCUGCGGGGCAUCGCAGUCGAUGAACAUGCUCAUCGCCAGCCGCACAAUCCAAGGAGUCGGUGGCGGAGGGAUACUGGGACUGACAGUGGUUCUGUUGGGUGAUAUUUUCAGCGAGCGCGAACGUGGAAAAUACAUGGGUGCGCUUUCAUCAGUGUUUGGGCUUGCCGUCGUAAUCGGACCGGUGAUGGGUGGCGGCAUCGUCGAGCACGCUUCAUGGCGAAUCGUGUUCUGGAUCAAUAUUCCGAUAUGCGUCAUUGCAAUGGCCCUGAUCUUCUUCACGCUCAAGCUGCCAAAGACCAAGGGAACGCUCAGGGAGAAGGUCCAGCGUGUUGACUUUAUUGGCUGCGCGCUAUUUACCAUUGGAAUGGUUCCUAUUUUGCUCGGGCUUUCCUGGGGUGGCCAACAGUACGAGUGGACAUCGGCGCAGGUCCUGGCGUGUCUCAUUUGCGGAUUUGUCGUACUGCUUGUGUUUGGAUACGUCGAGUACCAUUAUGCUGUCGAGCCGAUUGUCCCUGUCCGUCUCUUCCGAAGCCUCAAUGUCCUUGCGGCACUAGUAGCAGCCCUUACCUUGGGUGCAAACUUAUUUGGAACGUCGAAUAUCAUUCCUAUCUGGGAACUCGCGAUCAAGCAUGCGUCAACUAUGUCGGGUGGAUUGCAUCUCCUCCCUAUUGCACUAGGGAUUGUAUUUGCUUCGCCUCUGUGCGGCAUCUAUAUGGCCAGGUCAGGUCGAUUCCUCCUACCGAUCCGUUUUGGAGCAAUCCUUACUGUGACUGGCCUGUCUUUGCUUCUGCGGUACAAAGUGGGCACUGGCUUUGGGGAAAGGAUUGGAUAUCUGUUUUUAUCUGGUCUUGGCUUUGGUUUCAUAUCUCAGCCAGCCAUGGUUGUCUGUCAAGCUAGCGUUGCUGGCAAGCAUAUGGCUUCAGUGACAACAUCAUUUUCCUUUUUGCGGACUCUGGGUGGGAUCCUCGCUACCAGCAUUAUGAAUUCGAUUCUGAACAGCCGCAUCAAGACAGGUAUCACCGGCUUGGUGAACGAGUUCCCUUCGCAUGCGUCAGAUAUAGCCUCUACUCUCGCCGACCAGCGCAACAUAUACAGCGAUAUUAUUCCUCAAGACAUUCAGUCAAGAAUCAUCCAUCUUUGGGCUGACAGCAUGCACAGUGCGUUUUACGUAUUUGUUGCUAUCGGCGGGAUCGCCUUCGUAUCCUGCUUUGCGAUUAGGCAUGUUGAACUUGGCAAGGAGCGCAAGAAAACAAUUGAGUAACCAGUCAAAUAGUAACAAUCGCUUUUUGCGCAGUAAAACGAUUUCUUACAAAAGGCAAC